AUCUUGAAUAGCUCGUACAACGAUAGCAAUACAAACGUAACCAUUGACUUUUACCAACUCAACAUCACAUCGUUUCAGACCCAGAUAUACCCAAACCUCGCCAAGACUAGCCUUGUAGGAUACAACGGAAUAUCCCCAGGGCCAAUCUUUAGAGUACAACGCGGCGUACAAAGCGUGGUACGCGUUGUAAAUCACAAUGAUCAGCCAUCUGUACUACAUCUCCAUGGAUCAAACUCUCGCGCAGUCUGGGACGGCUGGGCCGAGGAUUUAAUCCAGCCAGGCGAGUACAAGGACUACUACUUUCCGAACUCGAAUACCGCCAGAACUCUUUGGUACCACGACCACGCAAACAUGAUCACCUCUGUCAACUUGUUCAGUGGUCUAGCGGGCUUCUACAUCAUCGAAGAUGCCGAGGUAGAGGCCCGACUUGGCUUACCUCAAGGCAAAUAUGACAUUCUACUCGCUCUCAACUCGAAGCAAUACACUUCCACCGGUAAUCUUACUUCGGUAGCUCAAGAAACCAGCAGCGUCUACGGUGAUAUCAUCGAAGUAAACGGACAACCUUGGCCAUUCCUAUCAGUCGAGCCCCGAAAAUACCGAUUUCGAUUUUUAAACUCAGCUCUUAGUCGAACUUUUAUCCUCAGCAUAGUGGAUAGAAGCAGCGGAAGCAAUGUCACAUUGCCCCUCCAAGUCGUCGCAUCAGACUCUGGAUUUCUGAGUACCACGGUAACGACCACUGAGUUGACUACCGCCAUGGCAGAGAGAUGGGAAGUGAUUGUCGAUUUUUCUGGUUUCGAGAACCGCAAUUUGACUCUUAUGAACCAACGAAAUGUUUUUGACUCUCAAGACUUUUCAGAGACUAAUCUCGUCAUGCAAUUCAAUGUGGGAUCAACAGUUUCUUCCAACGCAAACAACAAUUCGCCUCCGUCAUCUUUAAUCUCAAUAGCCUCUCCACCCACUGGCAACCUUGUUCACCGGACAUUCAAGUUUGACAAAUCGGAUGGCGAGUGGGUGAUUAACGGUGUGCCGUUUACCGAUGUCAAGAACAGAGUUCUUGCAGCGCCUCAAUCAGGAGCCUCGGAGGUUUGGGUUCUGGAGAAUCAUAAUCCAUAUUGGAGCCAUCCGAUUCACGUCCAUCUGGUCGAUUUCCAGCUCAUAUCUCGCUCAGGCGGCCGCAACACCGUUGAGCCCUACGAGAAAGCAGCCCUCAAAGACAUCGCCGUGCUCGGCCCAGAAGAAACAGUCACAAUAGCAGUUUCCUUCGCCCCGUUCUCUGGCGUGUACAUGUUUCACUGCCACAACGCCAUCCACGAAGAUCAUGCGAUGAUGGACGCUUUCAACCUCACGGCCGUUCAGGGACUGGGCUACAAUGCGUCGGACCUGGUGCUUGCUGACCCAUUAGACGCCGAGUGGCGCGCAAAGAGUUAUACUGGCGCAGUUGCUCAGUCGAGCGUAGAUGAUGUACUGGCAUCUUUUGCCGCAACAGGGGCAUAUAACGAGGACGUGUUAACGGAAGCAGUUAACCAAACUUCCCAAACUUCUGAAGGUGGCUUUACAUAUCCUCGGUCCGCGGCUAUGUAUGUAGUCGGCCUUUUGCUCUGUGUUUUUGUUUUCAUUUGA
Messenger RNA from Trichoderma harzianum CBS 226.95, 1620 nucleotides. RefSeq lists its product as hypothetical. The transcript is spliced from 5 exons. NCBI's taxonomy places the organism in Eukaryota, Fungi, Ascomycota, Sordariomycetes, Hypocreales, Hypocreaceae. Gene Ontology annotation, molecular function: oxidoreductase activity; copper ion binding. The annotation marks the transcript as partial. The record is from RefSeq and is a predicted model, not a curated record.